Phaeodactylum tricornutum CCAP 1055/1 is the source of this 2026-nucleotide messenger RNA. RefSeq lists its product with no specific name. The transcript has a single exon. Bases 5 to 2026 code for a protein of 673 amino acids. NCBI's taxonomy places the organism in Eukaryota, Bacillariophyta, Bacillariophyceae, Surirellales, Neidiaceae. The record is from RefSeq and is a predicted model, not a curated record.
GACCAUGACGGUAAGCAUUCUCGCCACCGACGACGCCGUACCCCGGACCAAACACUCCGCAAUGAGGAAAAGCAGCAAUGAUGUCCGUAAUAGCCGCAACGGCAGCAGUCGAUACUGCAACAGUCCGGUCGACUCCAUUGACGCACGCAGAGAGAAAACGAGGGUGUUUCCGUCCGAGUCAUCACCACAAGCUUUGUCGAACGUUCACCGCGAGUACAAAGGCAUGCCCUUGGCGCCAUGGAGUCCUCACGAUUCCCUCACAGCAGACGUAGAAAUGAAAUCGGUACGGCAGCAAAGACAACAGCCGAAACUUUCCUCGCUACACAAGAAAUCAUCCUCGCAUCAUUCUAAACCGGAAGCGGAGCAUUCCCGUAGCAAUCACAGCGGACGGUCCAAGGAUUCCAGUGCACGCUAUAGUAAUCGGAGUAGUGACCUGGAGCGCUCUCGUUCCCAAAGAUCAUCUUCCCGUUCUCGGCGUAGCAAUCCCACACGGCGCGUUGGUCGGUCCACAUCGAAUGAAGGGGGUACUGGCGCAGUGCAAACACGACGUUGCGGGAAAGAUCACGAACCACAGGACGAAGACGAAGACUUGGAAUGGGCCACCGAGCAAUGGGCGGAUGACUCGGAACUCUUCCCCGAAUAUCCCUUUGUUUCGUCUGUACCAGUAAAUACUGGGGCACCGGCACCGGUACCGCGAGCACCCAAGCUCUCACGGUCGAUCUCCCAGCGGGGCAGCACUAAUUUGACCAUGGUUGCGCCUUCUUUAAAUCGAAGCGGCGACUCCGCGAGCCCAGUUUUCCAGAUUUCCCCAAACCCUUUGGUUGAGCCAAACAGCAGCCGUGGCGGCGGAGUAAACCACCGCAGCCGGCGUGCCAGUCUGCAGCAAGAUUCUCGCUGGAAAGAGAGAGUUGACUCAUCCGAUUUCGAGAACGUCACAAAAUCGUUACGGGCGAGACCCGAACGCCGUGCCUCGUGUUCGUAUCGAUCGAAAAUUGGUGAUGAAUCCUGGAACACGGAUGACAAUGAGGCGGGGGCGCCUCCGACUGCUUCCCGCAAAGGAGCCCUAGAAUCCAAUUCGCAGCGCGACAGUAUCCGCGCAUUUUCCCGGAAACUAGAACACGACGCGAUAGUGGCACAAUUUCAAACUCGAGUAAAAGAAAAGAGCAAACAGAGCGCAUUUUCUGGCAUAGAAAAAGUGCGUUCCCUCCAUCGAUCGGGAAGUCAAAUCAGUCUCUCUCAGCACUUGCUGGGGACUUCAGACCACGAUGGAGCCGCUAUCCCUGUUUCCAGGCAACCAGAGAAUACCGCGCGACAGGAGCGGUCUCGAAAGCUGUCGCCAUCAUCCAGUCAUGGUGACGGCCGACCUUGUCGUGGUGUUGUAAUUUCGAAAACGAGCAGAGUUGAAAUCCCUGUUCAUUCUGUGCAAAUGGUGUCAACCACUGACAGCACCACGUCGACCUUGCCGACCACUAGCAUAUCCGACAUGUCGGAAACCCUAACAGAACAUCGAAGUGCUCUUCUUAAUGGUGUUCCCCAUAUCCACAUGGCUCCGACAGGCGCUGUUCCCAUCCAUAUUUUGUCGACCUCGGAAUUGACGGGGCCACCAUUUUCGCGCCCCGUGGAAUCUAUCAGGAUUACGGAUGAGACUAUGGGACUAAGUAGUCUGGAAAGGCAUAAAAAAUCUAUUUCCAAAAAGACCAAGGAAAAGACCCAAAGACUGAACAGCAAGUGCAUGGACUUACAAUGCUUAACUACAGAGCAGUCGACACCGGUGGACUUGUUGCGCCCCACACCCCCGAUCCAAUCGCCGCGCGAAACGCCGUCCUCACGAACUUGCCGUCCGCGAUCACGUUCCCAGCCUCGCCGGAGCGCGAGUCAAUCUCGGCCUCGACGAGGGCGGCAUCGUAGUAUCAGUCGCACCCGACGCACUGAUCCACGACUACCGGCACCGUUGUCGUCGAAACACACGAGGAAAGUCGACCAAUCCAGUCGACGCAGGCCGCAACGAACAAGCAAAGACGUGUAG